GCUCGGGACCCACAGGCUCGGGAGGGGAGGGGGGAGCCCGGCGCCGCGAUUCCCCUGCACCGGGGGGGCCCCUUUGCGUUCAUGCAACGCCUGGUGGCCUGGGACCCGGCAUGUCUCCCCAUCCAGCCCCCGGCCUUUAAAUCCAUGGAAGUGGCUAAUUUCUAUUACGAGGCGGACUGUCUGGCUGCGCUGAGUAAGCUGCACCCCCGGGCGGCAGGGGGCCGCUCCAUGACCGAGCUCACCGUGGGGGAUCACGAGAGAGCCAUCGACUUCAGCCCUUACCUGGACUUAACGUCGCAGCAGCAAGCGCAACAGCAAGCGCAGCAGCAGCAGCCGCCUUCCUCUGCGGCACCAGGGGGCAACUUUGAGCCGGUUUGCAGCAGCGGCGGCGGCGGCAGCAGCAACAGCGGCCAAGAUUUUCUCUCGGAUCUUUUCUCCGAGCAGGACUAUAAAGGCGGCGGCGGGAAGAAGCACCCCGAUUACCCUUACAUCAGUCUGGCCCGGCACGGCAGCCACCACCCGGCCGUCGGCCAGAGCCACAAGCCCGGCCCGCUGCUGGGUUGCUUCCCGCCGCAAAUGGUGGAGACCAAAGUGGAGCCGGUCUUCGAGCACCUGGACUCUUGCAAAGGGCCCCGCAAGGAGGAAGGGGGAGGCGGUGGCGGCGCCGGGCCCGGCCUGGGGGGCAUGUCCUCGCCUUACGGCAGCACCGUGCGCUCUUAUCUGGGCUACCAGUCGGUGCCCAGCGGCAGCAGCGGCAACCUCUCCACCUCUUCGUCUUCCAGCCCGCCCGGCACCCCCAACCCCUCCGAUUCCUCGAAGUCGGCCGCGGCCGGAGGAGGAAGUGGCGGUGCCGGCGCCUACCCGGCCGGCAGCAGUAGCGGCGGCAAGAAUAAGGCCAAGAAGUCCGUCGAUAAGCACAGCGAGGAGUACAAGAUCCGGCGGGAAAGGAACAACAUCGCCGUGCGCAAGAGCCGCGACAAGGCCAAAUUGCGCAAUCUGGAGACGCAGCACAAAGUCUUGGAACUGACGGCCGAGAACGAGAGACUCCAAAAGAAAGUGGAGCAGCUCUCUCGGGAGCUCAGCACCCUCCGGAACUUGUUCAAACAGCUGCCUGAGCCGCUCUUGGCCUCCUCGGGACACUGCUAGCCCCCCUCCCCCGGCUGCGCGCCGCUGGACCACGCUGGAGCAGCCGCUGUGGGUGUUGGGGAAGGGGGGGGAGGGAGGCUGGGGGCGGUCGAAGGGUAGAGAGCGAAGAUUGAGCGAGUGGGGGUUUUUUUUGGGGGGGGGGGGAAUCUGGGGUUGCUUUUCCCCCUCUUGGCGGGAGAAGAUCAGGGACGAGGGAGGAAAUGGGGAGACAGGCCGAGUGGGACGAAUGUACACAUAAUCUACUUUUUGUUUUUCCUGGUUCGUUGCCUUUAAUUCGCUCUCUGAUGUGGGGGGCGGGGGGAGAACCCCAACCCCUCUUCCGCCGCACGUUCUGUGCCGCACAACUCCUUCGGCUGGCGGGGGGAGUCUCCUGGCGGUGUGCUCGUUACCUCUGCAAACCACAUGAAGGAAUUGAUUGGGGUUUUUUUUCAGCUUUCAGGUUGGUUUGUUUCCUGAGCGAAUCAUGUGAUACCAAACUCGAUAAGACGCUUAAAUUCUACGAUCUGGUAUCUCUGCACGGAGGGGUGGGUGUGGGGGAAGGAGGAGGUUCUUUUUUUUUCUUUUUUUUUUGGUUGAAUGCUAGUGUUAUUUAAAGAAGAAGAAGAUAAUAAAGUAGAGAGAGAGAGAGAGAGAGUCCAGAGUGAUGCAAUCUUUUAAACAUGGCUGAGAAAGCUGGCUACACAUGAUGCAACCUCAUGUAACUGUCAGUCAUGGAUUAAGUAAUCUGUUAAAGAUGUUCCUAAAGUUUUUUUAUUAUUAUUAUAAAUAAUGAUCUAUUUCUAUAAGGGAAAAAAGACAUAUGUAUAUUUUGGGAUCUAUGCAUUCUUGCUACAUAUGAAGCAUUAAUGAACAAUUUUAAUAAAACUUUUAUUGCUAGGAGGGAACAAA
Molecule: messenger RNA, 2034 nt
Organism: Heteronotia binoei (common prickly gecko)
Lineage: Eukaryota; Metazoa; Chordata; Lepidosauria; Squamata; Gekkonidae
Gene: CEBPB
Product: CCAAT enhancer binding protein beta
Exons: 1
Coding region: 82-1146 (354 amino acids)
Biological process (GO): regulation of cell differentiation; DNA-templated transcription; regulation of transcription by RNA polymerase II
Molecular function (GO): RNA polymerase II cis-regulatory region sequence-specific DNA binding; DNA-binding transcription factor activity, RNA polymerase II-specific
Source: RefSeq, a predicted model, not a curated record